AUGAGCAAAAAAUGUCAAAAUUGUUUAAACUUUUUUUUGGCAUUUUUUUUGUUCACUUUAAUAGCACCAGAAAAUGGACAAAAUCCAUCGCUUUUACCAGUAACAUGUCGAAAUUACGGUAAAGUAUUAUUGCGUGGUGAACUUGAUGAUUGUGACCCCGAAAAUUUCCGUUGUUACCUUAAAAAUCCGAUUAUUAUCAACGUAACAGAACUUAUUUGCAUUGUGGACGAUGCAAAGCCUCCAAGUAAACCACCACUGGUUUCGUGCCUUGUAACGGAAAAUGUUCCAUUAAUGAAGGAAAAAUGCGCGGAAGAAGGAGAUUGUCACUCGAUAACAUUAUCAUGUCCAGUUAUGAACAGUAUUGGUAAUGAGAUUACCAGUGAUAAUGAUGUGUUAGAGCAAGAUCGGAAUAUUAUCGCUGAACAAGCAAUACAUCCAGCGCAGCUUUUAACUAUUCAUUCUCAGGAUGAUUAUUUUGGGGCAUGCUUUUACUUCAGUAACAAUAACGAUACAAUUGCCCUUGACGAAAAUACCAGAAGUGCUAAAUCUUGCACACCUGUAGAUGCUGUCUGCCGUAUGGUUGAAAUGACUACUGUUGGAAAAUCUACAGUUACUUGUACAGUACAAAAAAGUGGCAAACUUCAUGAAUGUUUGCUAAUUUGGCAGACUAAUAGACAGCCUUGUCGAGAAUCCAACUGCUUGAGUCUUCAUUUGAAUUGUCCGAUUCUCGAUGAAUAUGAAAUGAUUUUACCUAUUCAAAAAAGCAAAUCAGGUAAAUCACUGAUACUUUGA
Messenger RNA from Thelazia callipaeda (thelaziosis nematode), 792 nucleotides. Lineage: Eukaryota; Metazoa; Nematoda; Chromadorea; Rhabditida; Thelaziidae. The record is from the annotation of a GenBank genome assembly.